AUGAAAUUAGGACAUUAUGCAACAAUGAUAACAUCAAUGUAUUUUGAUGAUAUUAAAGAUUUUAUUAAUUUAGAGAUAGGUGUUAAAAGAUUUCAAGGAAAUAUGGAACGAUUUCAUUUUAAUCCAAUUCCAUUAGACGAGUAUUCAAGAAGAUUCUUUCCUAAUAUUGAAACAUUUCAUAUUUAUGAUGAAUAUGAUGAUGAAAUAUUUGAUGAUGGAAAAAUAUUUAAAUAUGUAAUAUGGUUUUUAGUAGAAUAUCCAACAUAUUUAAAAGAAAAAGAAGCAGGAAAUAUCUGUAAAAAUAUAAUAUACACAGAAGAUGAUAGAGAAAAAUAUGGAAAUACAAUACCAUCAGAAGUUAGCAUAAUUGGACAUCAAUGUUUUUAUAAUUGUGAAGAAUUAACAACAAUUAAUAUACCAACAAGAGUUAAUAAACUCUGGGAUUUUUGUUUUGAAGGAUGUUCAUCAUUAACAUCAAUCACUAUUCCACCAUUAGUCAGUUUCAUAGGAGAUGAAUGUUUUAACUUGUGUUAUUCACUAAAAUCAAUUAAUAUUCCACCACUAGUAACUGAGUUAGGUAUUAGAUGUUUUUAUGGAUGUUCAUCAUUAACAUCAAUUAAUAUACCAUUGGCUGUUAUUGAAAUAGGAAAAGAUUGUUUUUAUGGAUGUUCAUCAUUAACUAAUAUGAGUAUUGACAAAGUCCAUUUUAUUAGUGAGAAUAAAAUAUUUAUGAAUGAACCUGUAUUAAUUAGUAUUGAAAUACCAUAUAAUCUACAAAUAAUCAAUGGAAAGAAUAUUGAAAAGAAAAAUAUUAAUGAAUUUAUUAUUCCAUCCUCAAUUACUAUGUUAGGGAAUAGUUGUUUUAAAGAAUGUUAUUCAUUGUCAUCAAUUAAUAUACCAACAACAGUUAGUGAAUUAGGACGGAAAUGUUUCAAAUGGUGUUCAUUAAAAUCAAUUAAUAUCCCAACAACAAUUACAACAUUUGGCAGUUCUUGUUUUUAUAGAUGUGGAUGUACAGAAGAGCUAAAGAAAAAUGAAAGAAUACCAAGAGAUUGUUUUAAAAAACUACAUUAUAGAAGUACAGAUGAAACAACAGAUGAAUAA
Entamoeba dispar SAW760 is the source of this 1104-nucleotide messenger RNA. RefSeq lists its product as uncharacterized. Bases 1 to 1104 code for a protein of 367 amino acids. NCBI's taxonomy places the organism in Eukaryota, Evosea, Mastigamoebida, Endamoebidae. The record is from RefSeq and is a predicted model, not a curated record. The transcript has a single exon.